Molecule: messenger RNA, 3441 nt
Organism: Homalodisca vitripennis (glassy-winged sharpshooter)
Lineage: Eukaryota; Metazoa; Arthropoda; Insecta; Hemiptera; Cicadellidae
Exons: 2
Coding region: 397-1602 (401 amino acids)
Source: RefSeq, a predicted model, not a curated record
UUUUUCACUUUGAAUUAAACCUAUCUAAUAUAUUAAAAUGUAUUCAAUACUCUUCAGUAUUUACCCUUCUGGUGUGCUCUUCAACCAGAUUCACUCCCCCUAAAAACUAAUUUCUAGUCACGCCACUGAUUGAUCUUAGUUAUUUGCACGGGGACUAAAGAAAUUACACAUAGAUUUUCAGUAUUAGCGCCACAUCUACAGUGUAAUCUGACCUGCCAAUGGAGACUGCUUUAAAAACCUGAAAAUCAAGUUGGAUGAAAUCCUAUCUGUGUGUGCCACAGUGUGCUGGCGCCGCCCAAGCUGUCAAUAAGACCAAGGUCUACAAGUAACUGGUAGGUGUGUGAGGAGGAGAUGGUAGUGAGGUAAACAUCGUCCGGACACUAUCUUCAUUGUAAAAUGGCAGAAGAAUGUCCAGCUUGGUUGGAUGCGACUUUCCUGGCCUCAGCUCUGCAAGGUGAAGAUGGAAGUCACGUGACUAUCGACAAGUUCUCGGUCAGCCCGGCGGUAGCAGCAGGCAACAACUACAUGAGUCAUCUCUUCAGAGUCAGCGUCGAGUACUCUGUCGCAGGAUCGGACAUCCAGGUCAACUCGUUCAUCGUUAAAGUGCCAAUAUCGAAAGGGGUCAUCACCAAGCACUUGGAUAAAGCUGAUUUUUACGCCAAGGAGCCAAGAAUAUAUAAGGAACUCUUGCCGAAAUUCAGUAAAAUAAUCAAUUACGAAUUUGGACCGAGGUUGUUUCGUUGCCCUUUAAAAAACGGAAUGGUCUUGAAAGACUUGCUGGAGGAAGGGUACGUCCUGUGUGACAAAUUCAAACAGUUGGAUUUUGCUCAUUGUAAGAUUGUUUACACGACAUUGGCAAAGUUCCACGCGGCUUCUGUGGCGUGCAAUCAUGACGAUCCCGAACUGACGAAACAACUCGGGAUAAAUAUGAGAUACACGAGUAGAAACGUGAUGUAUCUACCUUUCACGAAGUCUGCUCUUAAGUAUUUCAAAAAUGCUCUCGGCGAGAUGGAAGGAUGUGAACUUGCUACGGAGUUGGUAUUGAGUAGAGCGGAUCUUGUAGCAGAGUCAAUAACGGAUUUCUGCAAACCCAAGGCUAACGGCUUGAAUGUACUAAACCACGGGGACGUGUGGAUCAACAACUUAUUAUUCAAGAAAUUGAACUCUGGAGAAGUGGUGGAUGUCAAAUUUAUCGAUUUUCAGGUAUCUAGGUGGGGCUCACCGGUGCAAGAUCUCCUCUUCUUUUUGUGGACCAGUGCAAAUGAGGAAGUGAGAGAGUACAGACAGAAGGAACUGUUCACUCUCUACCGGCAUACUCUCAACUCCAGCCUAGAGCAGCUGGGCUGUCUAGAGCGUCUGUCCGAGCAAGAGAUGGAGGACGAUCUUCGCGCAGCUGUCGACUUCGUGCUUCUCACCAUCAGUGGGACUCUUCCGUUUGUCAGGAGUGGGAGUGAUGGCGCAGUCACCAUCGGAGACUUGUCAGCAGAGCAGAUCAAAAGCUUUGACGUGUUGAAACACUUAUACAGCAAUAAAAGGUUCAGAGAAGUCCUUCCGAAAAUUGUGCAACAGUUUCAAAAAUGGAUCGUCUCCUUAGUCCUCUAGAACUAUGGCUAUAUCUAUGGUGUAUCAUAUGAGUUACAUAGCUUUGAUUGUAUUAGGAAGACAAAAGAUCUAAUGCAAUACUAUGAAUUGAUCCAUGGAAAAGGUGCUCGGACUGCCAUCUGUGGAGUGAAAGGCUUAAGUAGUUCAGAUGGUAAAUGUUUUAACAGUAAGUUACGUUGCGCAGCUCUAGCGUUGUGCCUCAGAACUAACUGAAAUGAUCGCCCGGACCUCAGCGCACAUUGUCCGUAUAAAUGGUUUAUUUCCUGUGUAAACAGUAAAGUUCACCCAAAUUACUGAAUUCUUCAAAACCGCCAUCAUAUUAAUUGAAGAUUUUGUGAAAUGUAUUAUGCAACUACACAUUUUUGUGUAUGGUUUUAUUGGUCGUUGGAAAUAAACUGCAAUUUUAUGUUUGCAAUUUCUACGAAUUCAUAUAUACCGACCGUCCUAAUAAACUAAGCAAUCUAAUAUCAUAACUAAUCUGUAAUAUAAUGUCUAUAUUAUGAAAUAAUUGUAAGUUACCUUUAGAUUCUCAUGAGUUCGAUACUUAGGUUCUAUAAAAACUCUUCAAACCCUGGCCGAUUUAGAUUUUAAUAACAAUGUGAAGCAGGUGUGAUUAGUUAACUUUGAAACCUCCUCACAGUGUUACAUAUAAGUUCGAUAAUCAGGUUCUAUAAAGAUUUUUCAAGUCUAUUCAGGUUUAGAUUUUAAAAGAAGAAUGUGAAAGCAGAUAUUAUUAGUUAACUUUGAAACCUCUCUCAUAGUGUGUAUAUACACAUAGUAUUAUAUAUAUAUAUAUAUAUAUAUAUAUAUAUAUAUAUAUAUAUAUGAUACAUAGUAUUGUAUAUAAAUAGUAUGAUAUAUACAAUAUUAUGUAGAUAUUGUAUAUGUAUAUACAAUACAUUACAGGUUAUUUGAACUAAUAUCAUUAUAGCCGAGAUGUAUUUAAUAUUUUUAGAUAUUAUAAUAUCUGAAAAUGCUCUAAAUCUAUAGAUUAGAGCUCUCUUGUAGACCCUUUGCUCCAUUCCCACCAUUAUGUCAAUGGUCUCAUGGAAUAUUAACCUAAUUGCCAAUUUAGAAACUUUAAAUCAACAACAAUAAAUGUCUAAAACACACAAUAUUCUAAAAAAGACUAAUUUUCUCAAUAAUUUGUUAUCUGUUUUUUUUUUUUUUUUAAUAUUUUAAUAUUAUUCAACUUUAUGAACUAGUUUUAGAUAAGUAGUAUAAUUUUAAAUAGCACAUAAACUUCUCUGUUAAGAUACUCCUCUUUAUAUAUUGAUCUGUUUUUAACAAAUGGAAGUAUUAAUAUUUACAUUUUAAUAUGUAUAAAACGUUCUCCUUUUAUGCAAAACAUACAAGCAAACAAACGCACACACACACACACACACACACACACACACACACACACACACACACACACACACACACACACACACACACACACACACACACACACACACACACACACACACACACACACACACACACACACACACACACACAAGAGGAACUAUAAAGUCUCCUUUUUCCAUAGUUGUAUGAAUUGAAUAGAAUAAUUUUAGAAUACAGAACAAAUAUAAGAGCAAGACUAAAAAAGGUCAUACUACUUAAGACUUUUUUAACCUUAUAUUGUAUAAUAGCCUAAGAUCUAUAUAUAUAUAUAUAAUUGGAAAUGAUACAUUUUAUGUCCUUUUUGUAUACGAGUAUUAACAAAACAAAAGUGGAUGUUGUAUUUGUUUUUGUUUAGAAAAGUACAAAUUAACAACUAGUUCUCUAUUUAUAAUGUAUUUUUAUCUGAAAUUCUGUAUUAUAUUUGUAAAUAAAAAGUAAUUAAAUGUGUGA